AUGUCAGGCAACGACAACCCCGGCAACUUCGCCAACCGCCCUAAGGAAGAAGUGCGGGAGGCGGCUAGCAAAGGUGGUCAAGCAAGCAGCGGCAGCUUCGAACCCGGCAGUGAGAAAGCCAAAGAGGCUGGCAGCAAAGGUGGUCAUGCGAGCAGUGGCAGCUUUGAACCUGGGAGUGAGCAGGCCAAGGAGGCUGGCAGAAAGGGCGGGUCUGCAAGUUAG
This is a messenger RNA of Endocarpon pusillum Z07020, 222 nucleotides long. Its product is annotated as Conidiation-specific protein 10. The coding region runs from base 1 to 222 and encodes 73 amino acids. The transcript has a single exon. The record is from RefSeq and is a predicted model, not a curated record. Lineage: Eukaryota; Fungi; Ascomycota; Eurotiomycetes; Verrucariales; Verrucariaceae.